Molecule: messenger RNA, 315 nt
Organism: Suillus subaureus
Lineage: Eukaryota; Fungi; Basidiomycota; Agaricomycetes; Boletales; Suillaceae
Exons: 2
Coding region: 1-315 (104 amino acids)
Source: RefSeq, a predicted model, not a curated record
AUGAAUAAAGAGCCUAAGGAGUGGGCUUAUUGGCUAAGUUCGAGUACGGAAGACUCUUCUACUACCGACGAAGGUUGCGCUGAUGACGCGACUUGUGAGGGUCGUACGUGGAGUAUACGUCUGGAGGAAGACAUGUUCUGGACACGCAUUGGAGGCGUGUGGUCACUACUAGAACUUGAAUGGUUUGUAAGCAGGCGAGCUCAGGAUGGCCAGCCCGCUGCCGCAGUGCUGCUGCUCAAGCGUUCACGAUGCGCCGCCGUUGGUAUGGCCAUGGUUGGACAUCGACUUCAAGUUGUCGGAUUUAGGGUGGUCUAG